Nerophis ophidion (straightnose pipefish) is the source of this 657-nucleotide messenger RNA. It is a transcript of the gene ssna1, whose product is annotated as Sjogren syndrome nuclear autoantigen 1. Lineage: Eukaryota; Metazoa; Chordata; Actinopteri; Syngnathiformes; Syngnathidae. Bases 235 to 579 code for a protein of 114 amino acids. The transcript is spliced from 3 exons. The record is from RefSeq and is a predicted model, not a curated record. Gene Ontology annotation, cellular component: ciliary basal body; centrosome.
UGAAGAAGAAGAAGUAGUAACAGUUAAAAAAAAGUGAAGAAGACAUUUGUUUGGGCGGCUCACUUCAAGAAGAACAUUUGACUGAAAGAUUUCCAAACUCGACCAUUUUCUUUAAGAAGUCACAUAUUUAACUCGUCGCCGACGGUGCUCUGUGAGACCAACAAAGUCGAGCAUAUCACUUCAUAGGAGAACUUUGAUUCGUGCAGUUAACGUCGGUUGUCAGCUGACGCUAACAUGACCCGGCAGGCUGCUGCUCUACAGACUUACAACAAUGAACUCGUCGAUUGUAUUGAGGACCUGUGCUCCAAGCGGGAAGAGUUGAACCAACAAAUCAAGCUGGAAGAAGAAGAGAAGGAGCGACUGCAGCAUGACAUCCACGUCCUCGCCGAGAAGCUGAGCAGAGUCAACGAAAGCCUCGCUCAAAGACUGGCUACACGCGCCACCUUCGACCGCACCAUUGCAGAGACCGAAGCUGCCUACACCAAGAUCUUGGAGAGUUCUCAGUCUCUACUCAGCGUCUUAAAGCAUGAGGCACAAAACGUCAGUAAAGCCAUGGAGCCACGCAGGAAAGAGCACUGAUGCACAGGAAGUUUGUCUUGAAAAACUAUUCGAAUUAUGUUGUUUUUACACAAAUAAAAUCACCGAUUUCUGACAAAA